AUGCACUCAUCCGCCAGACACAUCGCAAAGCAGAUCGCCACCCACCCAGAGACCAAGUCGAUCGCAAAGCAAGUCCAGAGAAACAUGGCUUCGGGCACCCCCUCCGAGACGGCCAAGGCGCAGGCCUCCGCCGACGCCAACGCGCCCAGCUUCGAGUCCAUCGGCAUCAAGAACAACGACAUCGUUCAGAAGUCCGGCGUCUCGCUGUCGCAGCAGCAGAAGGUUCUGGUUGGCAGCGUUCUCGAUCUCUUCGAGGGUAACCCCACGCUGAAGCACCUGUCACUGUGGUCCAGGAACGCCACUUUCCAGGACAACAUCACCGUCGCCGAGGGCUACGACAAGUUCGCCGCCCAGUGGUACGGCCUCCCGGCGCUGUUCAACCCCAUCAAGAUCCAAUCGCACACCGUCACGUCCGCCGGUAACCCGAUCGAGCUCGAGCUGAAGAACAGCUACACCGUCAAGGGCGUCAAGACGGAGCAGACCAUGGAGAGCGUCGUGCAGAUCGAGGUCGGAGACGACGGCAAGAUCGUCAAGGUCAACGACAAGUGGAACAACAACCUCCCCGACGGGGCUUUCUCGCAGGCAUUGCGCAAGUUGAAUGCCGUCACCGUGCCGGCCUUUGUCAAGGUCCCCAAGAACGAGGAGGAGGACCAGAAGCUGAAAGCGGAGAGGGAGAAGCAGUAG
This is a messenger RNA of Colletotrichum graminicola M1.001, 684 nucleotides long. RefSeq lists its product as uncharacterized. Lineage: Eukaryota; Fungi; Ascomycota; Sordariomycetes; Glomerellales; Glomerellaceae. Bases 1 to 684 code for a protein of 227 amino acids. The transcript has 3 exons. The record is from RefSeq and is a predicted model, not a curated record.